This is a messenger RNA of Oryza sativa Japonica Group (Japanese rice), 2201 nucleotides long. RefSeq names its product zinc finger CCCH domain-containing protein 17-like. Gene Ontology annotation, molecular function: protein binding. The record is from RefSeq and is a predicted model, not a curated record. Lineage: Eukaryota; Viridiplantae; Streptophyta; Magnoliopsida; Poales; Poaceae.
CCCGCCACAAGCCCACAAAUAUUAUGCGAGAGAGAGAGCACCCGUUACCGCCUCCCUCACCUCACGCUGACGAUCGCCACCGCCUCCCCCGCAAAACCGUCGCGCCGACUCACUCUCGCCGCCGCCGCCGCCGCCGCCGCGAGAUCCGAUCGCCAUGACGAUCUCCUAGUCCCUCGCCUCCCGCCUCGGCCCCGGCGGCCCCACGAGGUGGAGCCCCUACGCCCGGGCCCCCGAUCCCGGCCACGGGGCGGGGAGGAGCUCCGUUCCUCCCGGUGGUGGUGGUAACUCCCGCCCUCCCCUCCGCGUCGCCCCCGCCACGGCGAGGCUCCUCGGCCACCCCGCGCGGAAGGGGGCCGCGGCGCCGCCCGGAUCGAGGUGCCGCGCGGAGGCGGAGGCGGAGGCCACAGCCGCCUCCGAUGCUGCCUGCCCUAACCCGCCGCGGCGUGGGUGCGAAGAGACGAACCCGAACCCGAACCCUAAGAGAAACCCUAAGCCGGCGGAGAGAGGGGAGGAGCCGCCCGUCCGCGCCGUCGGCUGCGGCGGAUUCGCCUUCCUCUGCGCCCUCGCUGGCCACACCGAGGCUAUCAGUGGGAUCUCUCUGCCUGUGGGUUCCGACAAGCUUUACUCCGGCAGCGCUGACGGCUCCGUCCGCGUCUGGGACUGCAACUCUGGCAAGGUAGCUGGGCUCUCCGCUCUCGGCACUCCCUUCAGGCUCUUUACGCACGAUUCAAGUUGAGUAAAUUCAAGUUGGGGGUUGCAUCUGCGUCGAUUCCUCCGUUGAUUGUGGCGGUCUUUGAAGUGCUUCCAUGAGAUCAAUUGGGGAGUACUAUCUGAUUGCUUCCUGUGGUCAGACAUAUUGGUACCAAAUCAGUUUUUUCUUUGCAAGAUUGGGGUUAUCGGCAUGCCGGACCGAAUUGUUACGGGAAUCUUUUCGCCUGCUUGUGUACUGUUGAUCAGUAUAUCAGGGUCAGUUUGCGAGCAAGGCAAUGAGGCUGGUUUGGCUGAUAAGCAAGGGGCUCUCUGGAAUUACAUUACAGUUCUCUCUGGCUGAUGGUCCAUACAUGGUUUUGUCAAAAAAAAAGUAGUGAAAAAAAGAAAGAGAAAGUAAAAAAAAAAGAAAAAAAAAGAUGUGAGAUGAUUGAUGAUUAUAUUUUCUUGGAAAGAGAAGACUGAACAAGGAGGAAAAGAUAGGUGUCUGGCUGAUAAAAAAAUUCUAAUAUUUAUUACAUUGCAUUGUUUUCUUAAUGUUUCUGUCAUAGUGCGUUGAUGCCAUCAAGAUGGGAGGCAAGAUUGGUUGCAUGAUUACCCAUGGCCCAUGGAUAUUUGUUGGAAUCACGAAGUCCGUGGAGGCAUGGAACACACAAACAGGGAUGAAGUCCAGUCUCCGUGAACCUUCUGGUCUGGUUUGUUCCAUGACUAUCAAGGAUGAGAUGUUGUUUGCUGGUACCGGAGAUGGUCGCAUCAUGGCUUGGAAAAUUCCUGACAAGAAGGGUGACUCUGGACCAGUGGCAAUCCUCAGUGGCCAUGAGCGCCAAGUGAUUUCGCUCGGUGUCUCAGUAACAAGGCUUUACUCUGGCUCACUUGACAAGACCAUCAAAGUAUGGGACCUUAAAACUCUGCAGUGUGUCCAAACACUCUCUGAGCACAAAGCUGCUGUAACAUCUGUGCUUUGUUGGGAUGAAAAACUAUUAUCUUGCUCUCUGGACAAGACUGUAAAGAUCUGGGCUGCUUCAAAGUCUGGAGACCUUCAAGUGAUAUAUACCCAUUCUGAGGAGCAUGGAGUACGCACGCUCUUUGGCAUGCACCGUGUUGGAAAGACGCCAGUUCUGUUCUGCUCCCUCCACAACAGCAACUGCAUACGUCUGUUCGACCUGCCAUCGUUCGACGAGAUGGGCAAGCUUUUCUCCAAGAAGGAAGUGAGGACCAUCGAGCUCGCAGCCGGCGGCCUCCUCUUCACCGGCGACGGCGCCGGCGAGCUGAAGGUGUGGAGGUGGGCGCCCGAGGAGGAGCCUGCAACCCCGGCGCUCGUGAAAUCAUCAAUGUAGAAGCACUGUAGCGUCGUUGAGUAAAGAUAGCAGCUCCUGCGAAUUGUCGUGAGCUCCAUCUCAGAAUCCAUGUAGUAAUAACUUAUGACAAUGCUGAUGUAAAUAUAUUUGCCCAAUCCUGAGGCCUGAUUAGCAAUAUUAUGUUCCAUUCUCCCA